Molecule: messenger RNA, 1003 nt
Organism: Spizellomyces punctatus DAOM BR117
Lineage: Eukaryota; Fungi; Chytridiomycota; Chytridiomycetes; Spizellomycetales; Spizellomycetaceae
Exons: 2
Coding region: 83-862 (259 amino acids)
Cellular component (GO): plasma membrane
Source: RefSeq, a predicted model, not a curated record
AAGCCCUUUUCAAUGUUCACAUAAUAUACCCAACUGGAGCUCCAGAUAAUUCUCCAUAGCGACAUUUUGAGACAAGACAAUAAUGGAAGCGAUACCAAGACCCACCAAGACAGGCAAUCCAUUUGGUGCCGGAGUCAGACGCUCAUGGGCACCACCAAGCCCAGAUGACGACCAAAGUGUUGGCGACGAGGUUGCUCAGCUCGUGGCCCUCUCUAAAAGAACACUAGAAGUACAGGAGGAGUCUGCGAAUGCUACUGCUAGGGCAUUGGCAACCGCCAAGCAAACGGAACAGCUGGGAAUGGAGAACUUGGUGAAGCUCAAUGCACAGGGUGAACAACUUGACUCAAUACAUGAAAAAACCGAAGAGACUGGACACAAAAUCAAAAUUGCCGAAGCGAAAACCUCGUACCUCGACAAACUCUCUGAUUCCUUCCUCCGGCCAAUAUUUGGCGGUGAAAAGCAAGUUAAACAAAAAGAUUCCCAACCAUUUGAGUGGAAAGCACCGCAGGGACCGGACGGCAAACCUCUGUGGGGACGACGUGUUAGCAGUUUACCUGAGGAAUUCCCUGGCGCUAUCGCAAAAGGAGCCGAACCCAAGAGCACAGUCAAGCCUGGCGGAAUGCUGGGAGACUGGGCGGACGAGGAGGACAAGAUAAAAUCUGAGAUGCAUGAACAAGUGAUUGAGGAGAAUAUGGGACAGAUUAGUAAUAUUGUCAAGGGAAUCAAGUACCAAGCGCAGGCGAUGGGACAAGAGAUAGAGCGACAGAGCCAUGUCAUUUCAAGGACGGAAGGGAAUGUGAUGGAGCAAACCGAUAGAAUUCAGGGUGUAAAUAGAAGAUUGGAUAAGAUUAGCAGAAAGUAGGAAUUGUAGUAGGAUAUGUAAUUAUAGCGACUGCGUGCAACAUUCUUGGUCGUCAUCAAAGGCCCAACUCACCUCCAGGGCCAAAAAGUAGGGCUAACUAUCAAGAAAGCCUUCAAAUGAGCGUCAAAAAUAACACAAUUC